Lycium barbarum (goji berry) is the source of this 1236-nucleotide messenger RNA. RefSeq lists its product as uncharacterized. The transcript has 3 exons. Bases 98 to 667 code for a protein of 189 amino acids. Lineage: Eukaryota; Viridiplantae; Streptophyta; Magnoliopsida; Solanales; Solanaceae. The record is from RefSeq and is a predicted model, not a curated record.
GCCGUUCUUUCAUGGACUUGUCAGUUUUCAAGUUGGUGAAAAUUUAUUACCUAAAUUAAAGAAGGUAAGGCUGGAAUCUUGCCCUCGUGAAUUCCAGAUGGUAGAUGUUGCAGCAAUUAAUCUUGAAGACCUUUACAUCUACAGUCCUAGGGAUCUAAAUGUAGUUAAAUUAACUGCUUGCAAAACCCUCAAGAGUUUGUUCCUCAAUGGUGUGACCGUGACCGAAAUAUGGUUAGAGAAACUUUUUUCCAGCCUACAAAAUCUUGAAAAAUUCUACUUAAUCCGUUGCCUAACACUGAGGACCGUGAAGAUCUCAAGCUACCGGCUCAAAAAGCUAAUAGUAGUUGAUUGUCUUAAUCUAGUUAAUGCUCAAGUGUCUGCUCCUAAUGUACUAUAUUUCUCCUAUAAUUGUUGUUCUUCAUUGCCAACAUUGAACCUAAAAGGUUCAGGUUCAUUAGAAGCCACAAUCUCCUUUGACUCGUUAGAAACCCUUGACAGUGAUUGGUACUCUAAGCUCACGAGUUUUCUUCGUAACUUCAAUCAUUCCAUAGCUAUUGAAUUAUCAAGCCAAAAUGACGAGGUGAUAGUCAUACCAAAAGACGUGAGAGUAAACUUGCUUCCUCCACUUCAUGCUACUAAUAAUUUGCAGGUAAACAUUCAGGAGUGAUUGAAGUAUUCAGUUGUGGACGUUGUUGAUAGUUUGCUUUGGAUUUCUCCUCAACUCGACACCAUAUCUUUUUGCUAGACUCUAGACUCGAAGACCCUAAAGGUUUUACAGUUUAUAUAUGAAGAUGAGAAGCCUUGUUGUGCAUCUCUACCUUGGAAAUGUUGGAGGCAUAAGUUAAAGCAAGUCAAAAUGCAAAACCUUUCAUGUAUGGAGCAACAAGAGCUGAGAGAGUAUUUUUUCGAGAACGCAGAUGUCUCGGAGAUAAUUAAUGUCCUCCCAGAAUGCGUUGAGUCCUAAAUUUCAUUUGAAUAGAUGUACUUUAGAUAGAAGCUUCCGUGGGUGCUCCAGUGUGGUUGUGUCUAGUCUUAUCUUUUCAAAAUAAGUUUAUAUUCAAGGAUGAAACUCCACCUCAUAGCAUGAAUAGUUGUUUACUUCAUUUGGCAGCUUCCUCAGAGCAAGCCAGUGUUUAUUCUGUACUAUUACUACCAUUUUAUGUAUUUCUCUGCUGUAAGUGGAACUCCUCCUGGUUCUUAACUGUAUCUAUUUAAUAAAAUAGUAGUCUCCAUGAA